Messenger RNA from Protopolystoma xenopodis, 291 nucleotides. The record is from the annotation of a GenBank genome assembly. Lineage: Eukaryota; Metazoa; Platyhelminthes; Monogenea; Polystomatidea; Polystomatidae.
AUGCAGACAAGUCCGCCCCUCUGGGAAGCCUCGGCCGGAGAAAUGGUCCCCGGUCUCAAGGACGACGCAGGCCACGUCGGUGGCUCCAAGGAUAAAACAGACCCACCCAGUCGACAACCAGACGGACGGUCGGGUAAGGCCCGGCAGACGGACGGUCUCCUCUCUGCAUGGGAGCUCGGUUCGUCCACCUGCUCCCGACUCUCCAUGCAGACAAGUCCGCCCCUCUGGGAAGUCUCGGCCGGAGAAAUGGUCCCCGGGCUCCAGGACGACGGAGGCCACGUCGGCGGCUCC